Drepanopeziza brunnea f. sp. 'multigermtubi' MB_m1 is the source of this 183-nucleotide messenger RNA. NCBI's taxonomy places the organism in Eukaryota, Fungi, Ascomycota, Leotiomycetes, Helotiales, Drepanopezizaceae. The record is from RefSeq and is a predicted model, not a curated record.
AUGGCAGACGAGGGCGGUGUCUUUCAAAUCGUUGUCGGAUCACAGAAACGGGGGCUUUCAAAGGCGGAGAGCUUUCAGACGAGGGCUCGCGGUCUUUUACUCUUCCAUUCUUCAUCCCGUCUUCAGGUCGCUGGUCGUGUGGAGUGCGGCGCUAUUGCUUGUUCGCAAAUAUCUUUCUUGUAG